Molecule: messenger RNA, 999 nt
Organism: Microstroma glucosiphilum
Lineage: Eukaryota; Fungi; Basidiomycota; Exobasidiomycetes; Microstromatales; Microstromataceae
Product: transcription elongation factor
Exons: 5
Coding region: 1-999 (332 amino acids)
Biological process (GO): transcription antitermination; transcription elongation by RNA polymerase I; DNA-templated transcription
Cellular component (GO): nucleus
Molecular function (GO): zinc ion binding; RNA polymerase II transcription regulatory region sequence-specific DNA binding
Source: RefSeq, a predicted model, not a curated record
AUGCCAUCAGCUACAGCUCUGUCGGUCAAUGAGAUCAGGACACUUCACAAGGAGCUCGGCAAGGCGAUGACAGAUGAGUCUGAGAAGGACAUUCUGUCACUCCUCGCCAAGCUCAAGGAAGGGGUUGUGCCGACCGAAGAUCUCAUUAGAACUACAAAGAUCGGACAGAUCGUUGGAAAGCUGAGAACGAACUCUUCGGCAUCGGUAGCAAGCCAGGCCAAGGCGCUGGUACAGGGGUGGAAAGCCAUCAUCGACAAAGAGAGGGCUCAGAAGGGAGGGGAAAAGGGGAAGACGCUGCCAACUUCAGCAAAGGCAACGCCGCCAGCCGGCAAGACCUCUGCAGGUGCUACACCUCCCGUUUCGUCAGUCGGUAGCGCCAGCCCAGCCCCCAGCUCAGCUGCCCAAGAAGCUGUCGCCUCCCCUGCCGCUCCAACGAAGCCAGCAGCGCCGCCUGCUGGCAAGGCGCCCGACUUUGAGAUCCUGAGAGAGAAGACGAGAAAUGCUUGCUUGAAGCUCAUCUUUGACGCUCUGAAGCUGGCAGAUGUCAAGGAAAUCAGUGAGUCCGAUUCGCAACUGUUCUCUUUGGCGCUGCAAAUUGAGAGUUCGGUGUACAAGAAAUUCUGCGCAACAGAGGACACGGUCAAUGCCGACUACCGCAACAAGAUGAGGAGUCUCAGUCUGAAUCUGAAGGACAAGAACAACCCACAAUUCCGCCGCAAGGUCGUCGAAGGUAGAGUAGAUGCAAGCAAGCUGGUAGAUCUGACGCCCGCAGAGAUGGCCUCUGAAGAGCGUCUGGCAGAGAUUCGUACUCUGGAGCAGCAGAAUAUGCUGGUGGCACAGAGUGCUGCUGAGUUGGAGGCAGAGACGGAUGCCUUCAAGUGCGGACGAUGCAAGCAGAGGAAGUGUCGCUACUAUCAGAAGCAGACUAGAAGUGCUGACGAGCCGAUGACCACUUUCGUCACUUGCACAAAUUGCAACAACAAGUGGAAGUUCUGUUGA